Molecule: messenger RNA, 2829 nt
Organism: Miscanthus lutarioriparius
Lineage: Eukaryota; Viridiplantae; Streptophyta; Magnoliopsida; Poales; Poaceae
Source: the annotation of a GenBank genome assembly
AUGGAGAUGGACAUGGAGAUGCCAGAUCCGGACGAGCUCGAGUGGAUGGAGAGCCACAGUCUAGUCCCUGAGGAAGAGGAGGACGCCUACUUCGACGACCCCGACGAGGGCUUCGUCCCGCCUCCCGGCGAUUCGGACCAACCGUGCGAUUCCCCGCAGCCGCAGGACUCAGCCGUGCUACGAGCAAAUGAAGCGUCGGGCGGUUUGAAGCGGCCUCCGCCUCCGCCACCGCCGGAGCAGGAUGAGGAAGAGGAGAGGAGCAAGCGGAGAAACGUUGAGCAGGAGAUCUCGGAGGGCGAGGAUUGGCUUCGCUACUCGCCGCCUCCCGCCCCUGAAAUCGUCGUCGCCGAGAAGACAUUGUCGCGGUUCGCGUCGGAGAUCCAUGGAGACUCUGUGCCCGUCACUGCUCCCAAUGGGGAGAGGGUUUAUGCCAAGCUUGCAAUGGAGGGGUCGGUCGGUCGAGGAAUUAGCGGAACCAGGCAAGGGGCUCACUUCUCCAACCCAAACAUGAACCACAAGGGCCUGCUCUCAGAAUCCUUUCACUCACUAACAAGGCGUGCUGAGCAGGAGGCUUUAGCUAAGGCAUUGCAGGAAAGUACAAACUCAAUAGACCGCGUGGUUUGUUCAGCGACUCCACUAGUCACAGAAAAACUUUGGGUGGAAAAGUAUGCACCAAAUUCUUUCACAGAGCUAUUAAGUGAUGAGCACACAAACCGAGAGGUACUUCUAUGGCUUAAACAAUGGGACUCCAGUGUUUUUGGGUCCCAUAUUCGGGCAACGGGUGAUGAUGUCUUAUCUGCCUUACGUCGACACUCUUCAACCAUCCACAAGAAUGCAAGUAACAGAAAUUUCUUUUCCAAGAGCAAGGGGGGUCCUGUUGCAAGUCAAGAUGGCACACCCCUGAAUGCACAAAGCAGCAAUCCAGAAGGUUUGGGUGGCUCCUUCAGCAAAAAGUCAUCAGUUGAUAAUACACCAGAACAAAAGGUGUUGCUACUAUGUGGUCCACCUGGGCUUGGAAAGACCACACUUGCUCAUGUUGCAGCCAGACAUUGUGGCUACCAUGUUGUGGAGAUUAAUGCCAGUGAUGACCGUUCUGCUUCAUCCAUUGAAAAAAAAGUUCUCGAUGUAGUUCAGAUGAACUCGAUCAUGUCAGAUUCGAAGCCCAAGUGUCUGGUAAUUGAUGAAAUUGAUGGAGCACUUGGUGAUGGAAAAGGUGCAGUGGAGGUCAUCUUGAAGAUGAUCAAUGCUGAAAAGAGUAAUAAUUCCGACAGGAGCACUAGUGAGGAAACUCAAGUCCGAAAGGCAUCUAGGAAAAGUCAUAGAACAGCAAAACUACUGAGGCCUGUAAUUUGUAUAUGCAAUGACCUUUAUGCUCCAGCCCUGAGACAACUGCGCCAAGUAGCCAAGGUUCAUGUGUUUGUGCACCCGACAAUUAGUCGUGUGGUGAACAGGCUCAAGUAUAUAUGCAAAAACGAAGGUUUCAAGACAAGUUCGAUCGCGCUUUCUGCUUUAGCGGAGUACACUGAAUGUGACAUCCGUUCAUGCCUAAACACACUUCAGUUUUUGAACAAGAAAAGAGUGGCACUAAACAUUACAGCGUUUGAUUCACAAGUAAUUGGACAGAAAGAUAAGUCAAAAAGCAUCCUCGACGUUUGGAAGCAGGUUUUGCAAAAGAAAAGACUCAAGCGGUCUGGAAAGGCUGAAAGCCUUUUCAAUGAAGACAAGGACAUAGACUCUCUCUUCACACUCAUAUCUAACCGUGGUGAUUAUGAAGUUACUAUGGAUGGGAUCCAUGAAAAUUUCUUGAAACUAUCGUAUCAUGACCCGAUGUUGCAAAAGACUGUAAAAUGUCUCGAUAUACUUGGAGUUUCAGAUUCCUUGACCCAAUAUGUUUACCGGACUCAGCACAUGCCACUUCAUGCAUAUCAACCUCCAAUUGCUAUCACUAUAAGCCGCAUGAUUGCUCAAGUUGAGAAGCCAAAUAUUGAAUGGCCAAAAGCUUUGCAGAGGUCUCGAGCAUUGCUUUUAGAAAAGAAAGACAUGUUGAAGACCUGGCAAAACCAAAUGUCACCAUUUGUUUCAAGGCACCUCUCAGUAGAAUCAUUCGUUGAAGACAUUGCUUCCCCCUUUUUACAUAUUCUCUCUCCACUGAGUUUGAGACCUGUAGCACUGAAUUUGCUGUCAGAAAGAGAAAAGGAUGAACUUGUGCAGCUAGUUGAUACUAUGGUCUCCUAUUCAGUUACAUACAGAAACACUAAGUUUGUCCCUCAAGAAAAGGCAAACAUAUCUGUAGUGCCCCAUGAAGUUUCAUUACUCUCUCUUUAUCCUCCAAUCAAUGAUGUCAUAAAUUUCAAGGGCUAUCAAUCAGAGCACAUUGGUCUAUCUUUAGCCAUGAAACAGGUUUUGGUGCAUGAGGUAGAGAAGCAAAAGAUCAUUAAAGAUAGUGCUGGCAAAUUGUUGAAUCAAUCUAAUGAUGGAGAUAUGAAGAGCGAAGCUUUAUCAGCUAUAAGGAAGAAAACAGUAGCUAAUUCCAUCCGUCCAGCUUUACAUUCUUCCAAGGAUAGUUCCAAGUGCAGUUCAUCUACCCUUGAAAUGCAAUCAAACUCGGCCUCUAAUGUGAAUGGUAAAGAUUCUGUACCUGCCAAAAAACACUCCAGUCGCCCAACAAAUUUCUUUGACAGGUUUAGGAAGGAAAGACCACUAGAUGCAAAAACUCAUAGUGAUGUGGGUCUGCAAGGAGCAACACUUCAGAGGGAUUCACGCCCUCUGAUCUUCAAAUAUAAUGAGGUGUUCUUUCUAUCCAUUGCUAUGCCAAAGUACCUCCUGUGA